UAGACCUGUAUAUAAGACCGUGUACUGAUCGUUGUAUAGCCGGGGAUUGGAAAGAUGGCGGAUGAAAGCGAGGAUCAGUGGUUGUACGGUGAUUCGGUAGAUGGGAAAGAAGUUUCGUCGGCUCAAUCAAGUUUGGAAAACUCAAGAAAUGAAGACGCUCCCAACUCAUGUCAAGAGUCGUUGGUCUUGGGUGCCCAAUUACCUUUUUCUGACGGACCACCAGGAGUGUCUGAAGACACAGGGCUUCAAGAAAACCAUCAAAUGGGAGAAUUGGAGGCUGAAGUAAGUAAUGCGGAUAGAGAGAGUAACGAGAAUGGAACAAAAGAGAUGUCAGGCCAGGAAGAUGGAGAAGCAGCAACUGAUUCGGAUUCAGAUGACGAUGUGCACGUCGUCAUUGGAGACAUUAAAUCCACUCCGGCGUAUAGCAGUCUAAAUAUAAAGCGCGGUGGAAUGCUAACCGCUGCAACCGGUGCCCCAGAUAAGUUGAACAAGCAGCCAGGAAAAUUCAGCAUCGAUGAAUUUGAAACGAUUGGAGUCAUCAAUGGAAUGCCUGCCCACGAAUUCAAUUUGGAUCAGCUUGAAGAUAAACCAUGGAGGCAGCCUGGAGCAGAUAUAACAGAUUACUUUAAUUACGGUUUUAAUGAAGAAACAUGGCGAGCAUAUUGUGAAAGGCAAAAACGAAUGCGUAGCGAAUCUGGGGUUGGGUUGAUACUCAACGCUGGAGGAGGAGGAGGCAAUAACCCAGGAGGUGGAAUCCGGGUGCCGCAAGUAGCAAUUACUAACGAUAAUAGUAAGUAUUCAGGGAUCAUGGGACCCAAGAGGGCAGGUCCACCGCCUGGCCGCAAAAUGGCAGGAACUAUAGACGUGAUUGGAAGCUCUGGAUUGGCCUCCAGACGAAACUUAGAUAAAUCACCACCUAAAGAAAAUGUUAUUCAAGUAAUGACUGCUGAUAGAAGGGAAUACUCUAGAAAACCUGGUUUUCCUGACAUGAGUGUUCCUCCUCCUGGAGCAGGAAUGCCACCUCCCUUCGAUAUGCCUCCGCCAGGAUACGCCGGGGAACCACCUCCUUUUUACAUUCCGGAAACUGAUCCUUAUUAUCAAAGCUACGAACCUACGCAGGACAGCCAGUGGGGAAAUGAUCCUACAUGGCAACCAACUAAUCUUGCAAUUCCAUUAACGGAAGGUGAAGAAGACAAAGAUGCUGGCCCUAAAACAAUUCCUACUAUGGUUCCGCCGAUAGCAAUACCAACUCUUUUACCUCCGAGAGAUUCUAGAGAAACGAGAGACAGAGAUAGAGAUAGGGACAGAGACUCCAUGGUGCGAGAUAGAGAGAGGGACCGAGAACGUGACAGAGAACGAGAGUCUGUGUCAAGAGAUCGGACAAGAGAAAGGGACACGGAGUCUGUCUCGAAGGAGGAAGAUAGGGAUAGGGACAGGGAUAGAUCGAGAUCUCAACAUCGCCACAAAGAAAGGCAUAGGCACAGAUCAAGAUCGCGUUCACGUCGGCACAAAUCCAAGUCACGCAGUCCUAGUCGGCGUAAAAAGAAAUCCCGUCGAUCAGAGCGGGAGCGUUCCAAAGAAGAAAGUGAAUAGCCCUGUUGAUUUCCAAUUAGCUGUAUGAUUUUAUCAAUAACACAUAAUUUGCAAGUGGUUUUUUUUUACUGUUCCAUACUGCUUACCGUUUUAAUCCAUUCUCCUUAUCAGUUAUUACGGGAAGUACGUGAGUAAGCUGAUGUGAAAACCAACGAUUUAUUAUUGUGUAUUAUAAGAGGAUAUUCUGAUAAUUUAUGUCAGAGUUCAGUCUACAUUUUUUUUUGCGCUAUAAUUUGAAUAAGUAAAAAUAUACGAAAAUAUUCUUGACGCUGAGUUAUAGUGAACAUUUUGUGAAUGAGAGUUACAACAAUAAAUCUUGAUACCACAGA
Messenger RNA from Neodiprion fabricii, 1922 nucleotides. RefSeq names its product pre-mRNA 3'-end-processing factor FIP1 (gene Fip1). The coding region runs from base 55 to 1593 and encodes 512 amino acids. The transcript is spliced from 4 exons. The record is from RefSeq and is a predicted model, not a curated record. NCBI's taxonomy places the organism in Eukaryota, Metazoa, Arthropoda, Insecta, Hymenoptera, Diprionidae. Gene Ontology annotation, cellular component: mRNA cleavage and polyadenylation specificity factor complex. Gene Ontology annotation, molecular function: RNA binding.